AUGGCAACUGAAGGACUUUUAUCAGCAGAAACUGAUCAAGAUGUUGCUCGUUUCUUGGCAAAUUUCCCCCCAACAGAGUGGGGUUAUAGCUUCGCUUCACUUCUUCCACAAGAUUCUGAAUUCGAGUCACACACCAAAGAGUUGGAUCUUGUUAAGGAAAAAGUGAAGGAUAUGCUAAUGCAAUCUAGAAAGGAGUUAACUGAGAACAUUGAGUUCGUCAACUGCCUUUGCCGUCUUGGCGUAUCUUAUCAUUUUGAGAGUGAAAUCAUCGAGCAACUCAGUCAUAUUUUUAUUUCACUUCCCAAAAUCCUUGAAGAGAAUGAUUACAGCCUCUACAUAUUGACACUUCUAUUUCGUGUUCUAAGACAACAUGGAUACAAAAUGCCAUGUGAUGUAUUCAACAAAUUCAAGGACAGCAAUGGAGAGUUCAAGAAAUGUAUGACUGCUGACGUGCGAGGCCUCCUUAGCUUAUACGAAGCCACCUUUCUAAGUGUGCAUGGAGAAGAUAUUUUAGAUGAAGCACUUGCUUUUACAAGGCAACACUUGGAAACCUUAGCUGAGAAAUCAAGCCCUCACCUUGCAAGACAUAUCAGGAAUGCACUGCACCUCCCAUUUCACCACGCCCCAGAAAGAUUAGAAAUUCUGCAGUAUAUAUGUUUUUACGAAGGAGAGAAGUCGAUGAAUGAAACUCUCCUUAAGUUUGCAAAGUUAGAUUUUAAUAGACUGCAAUUACUUUAUAGGAAAGAGCUAGGCUUACUUUCAAGGUGGUGGAAAGAUAUAAAUCUUACGGAGAAACUUCCAUAUACAAGAGACAGAAUUGUGGAGGCCUAUGCAUGGGCAGCUGGAAUCAUAAUCGAUCCUCAGUUUAGUCGUGCUAGGUUGCAGUUCGCUAAGCAUUUAAUAUUGAUAUCUGUGAUGGAUGAUACAUAUGAUUCAUAUGGUACAUUUGAUGAACUCAAACAUUUCACAGCAGCAUUACAAAGGUUCACAUUUGAACCUACUACUGAGCUACCAGAGUACAUGAAGUUUUUGUACAACAUUCUCUGGAAUUUUUUCCAGGAAACGGAGAAAGACGAGACUCAAGGGUGUGCAUGCAAAACAUCUUUUGCGAGAGAGAUGUUGAAAGAGGUGGCAAGAUCCUAUUUUGCUGAGGCAGAAUGGUACAAUGAUGGGGUUCUGCCCACAUUCGAUGAGUUCAUGCAAUUUGGAUUAGUUUCCAGCACUUUUGACUAUCAUGCAUCAGCAUUUUUCCUUGGAGUAGAAGAUUUAGGAAUGAAGGAAAUUAUCUGGCUACGAGAUAAUCCAACAAUUGCUAAAACUGCGAAGUUGUUUGGUCGUCUAUUCAAUGAUAUAGCAAUUCGAGAGGACGAGCAAAAGAAGGGAGACUAUCCUUCAGCCAUCAAGUGCUACAUGAACGAUCAUGACGUCUCGCUAGAGAAAGCGAAGGAAGAUAUACUCAAAAUGCUUGAAGAUGGAUGGAAGGAUAUGAAUGAAGAAUUGAUGAAACCAACAAUUGUUCCAAAGAUUCUUACCAAGUUUUCAAUUAACUUUGCACGUAUGUCAGAUUUCAGUUACAGAGGAGGCAUCGACAAGUACACAUGUGGAACAGAGCUGAAAGAGUCUGUCAAAAAAUUGACCAUCUUUCCACUACAAAUGUAA
This is a messenger RNA of Ricinus communis (castor bean), 1659 nucleotides long. RefSeq names its product terpene synthase 5. Lineage: Eukaryota; Viridiplantae; Streptophyta; Magnoliopsida; Malpighiales; Euphorbiaceae. The record is from RefSeq and is marked provisional. Gene Ontology annotation, biological process: diterpenoid biosynthetic process. Gene Ontology annotation, molecular function: terpene synthase activity; magnesium ion binding.